Propithecus coquereli (Coquerel's sifaka) is the source of this 2751-nucleotide messenger RNA. RefSeq names its product intercellular adhesion molecule 1 (gene ICAM1). NCBI's taxonomy places the organism in Eukaryota, Metazoa, Chordata, Mammalia, Primates, Indriidae. Gene Ontology annotation, biological process: cell-cell adhesion. Gene Ontology annotation, cellular component: membrane. The record is from RefSeq and is a predicted model, not a curated record. Gene Ontology annotation, molecular function: integrin binding. The transcript has 7 exons. The coding region runs from base 44 to 1645 and encodes 533 amino acids.
UCUGCCUUUCGCUGCUGUCGCCCUGGCCCUGCCUCGGCCCGCUAUGGCUCCCGGUGACGCCCUGCCCGCCCUGCCUGCGCUCCUGGCCCUGCUCGGAGCUCUGCUCCCAGGACCUGGAGGUGCACAAACGUUUGUCUUCCCCCAAAAGGCCACGCUGCCCCGAGGAGGAUCGGUACAAGUCAACUGCAGCUCCUCCUGUGACCAGCAGGCCACCUUAGGCCUGGAGACCGACUUGGCUAAAACAGAGGUGGCCCGUGGAAACAACUGGAGGGCCUAUGAACUGAGCAGCGUGCAUCAAGACAGCAAUCUGAUAUGCUUUUCAGUCUGCGACGGUCACCAGACAAUGGCUUCAGCCUCACUCACCGUUUACUGGUGCCCGGAUCAGGUGGAGCUGGCACCCCUGCCCCCGUGGCAGCCUGUUGGCGAGAACCUCACCCUGCACUGCCAGGUGACUGGAGGGGCGCCUCGGUCCAACCUCACCGUGGUGUUUCUCCGUGGGGAGGAGGAGCUGAACCGGCAGCCGGUGGUGGGGGAGCCCGCCGAGGUCACGGCCACCGUGCCGGUGGCCAGAAGCGACCAUGGACUGAAUUUCUCCUGCCGCGCAGAACUGGAUCUGCGGCCCCUAGGGCUGGGACUAUUCGAGAACACCUCAGCCCCCCAUCAGCUCCGAACUUUCGUCCUGCCGUCGACUGGCCCGCAACUUGACAGCCCCUGGGUCCUGGAGAUGGGCACGCAGGGGACCGUGGUCUGCUUUCUGGACGGGCUGUUCCCAGUCUCAGAGGCCCAGGUUCACCUGGCACUGGGGGACCGGAGGCUGGAUCCCACGAUCACGUACCACAGGGACUCCCUCUCGGCCAAGGCCCCGCUCGAGGCGAAGGCAGAGGAGGAGGGCUCCCACCAGCUGACGUGCGCGGUGAUGCUGGGGAACCAGAGCCGGGAGACUCGCCAGAGCGUGACCGUCUACAGCUUCCCAGAGCCCACCCUGACUCUGAGCAAGCCAGAGGUUUCAGAAGGGACGGAGGUGAUCGUGGAGUGCCAGGCCCAAGCUGAAGCCGUGGUGACGCUCAGUGGGGUUCCAGCGGGGCCACCAGGCCCGCUGGCCCAAUUCUUGUUGAACGCCAGCGCUGAGGACAACGGCCGCCGCUUCUCCUGCUCUGCUGCCCUGGAGGUGGCCGGGCAGGUGCUGCAGAAGAACCGGACCCGGGAGCUCCGUGUCCUGUACGGCCCCUGGCUGGAUGAGAGGGACUGCCCGGGAAACUGGACGUGGAAAGAAGGCUCCCAGCAGACUCUGAGAUGCCAGGCCCGGGGGAACCCGUCCCCCCACCUGAACUGUUCCCGGGAAAAGGAUGGGGCUUUGCUGCCCAUCGGCAACCUGAGUUAUGUCACACGGAAUCUUUCGGGCACCUACGUCUGCCGGGCCAUCAGCAGUCGUGGGGAGCUCACCCGGGAGGUGUCCGUGACAGUGACUUACUCAGACCACCAGAAUAUAGUGGUCAUCGUUGUGGUGACAAUCUUAGCCACCGUGGGUGCUGUGGCGUCCGCGGCUUACAUCUAUAACCACCAGCGGAAGAUCAAGAAAUACAAGCUACAAAAGGCUCAGAAGGCGACCACCAUGAAGCUGAACACACAAGCCACGCCGCCCUGAGCCCCGCCCAGGACAGGGGCUCCUCCUCGGCCCCCCGCGUGGUGAACAGAGUGUUGGACAUAUGCCAUUCGGCUACCUCCACUGCUCCAGGAUGCCAGAGGACAGGACAGCAGCCUCAGUCAGAUGCAGAUGGCAUUUGGGGUCAUAGCACCUUCAGGCCUCAUGCCUGACCUGUAGCCCCAGGACCGAGCCAAGAGGAGGGGGCGAGACUCUAGCCAUGAUUGUGAGGAAUACCAAAGUCUAACCUGGCCACAGUGGGAGUGAUAAAAGACACAUACCCCCAACAUGGGGACACAUAGCAGGGAAAUACUGAAACUCACGGCCUGCUGUGUGCACCGAGGCCUCACAGCCUCAAGGAAGAAGUGGCCCUGCACAGACACGUGCAGCAUCGAAACACAAAUGCCCAUACUUCCUCUGACAGAUGUCAGCUCUGGCACUGCUGUAGACUAACUGUCCUCAACUCUCGAUGAUGACAUAUUUAUUCAUUUGUGAUUUUACCAGCUAUUUAUUGAAUGCCUUUUGUGUAGGCUAAGACGAUGAACAAGUUGAAUAUAGAGGUUCCUGCCUUCACGGAGCUCCCAGUCUAAUCUCAUUCAGGGCCUCCAGGGACAGUUGUACAGGCUGUGCACUGCACAAAAAGAUCAGUUUCACACUUCAUUGUCCUUCAAAGGUCCAUAAUCACCUUUCUCCGGGAAGGGUGAUUUUUCUAUCUGGCACAAAGGCACUACAGGGACUAGCAAUGGUUACAUGCUCAGGGACCACCCAGUGAGUCCUUACCCACCCACCCCACCCCCAGCACUGACACUGACCUUUGUUAGUCACCUCCCCACCCACAUGUGUCUCUGCCAGUGUUCACAACGGCCAUGCCCAAACAUGGGUGAUCUGAGUCUGUCGGAAGACACAUGGGUGCCUUGACAGCUAAACCAUGGACUGCCAUGAAACUGUGUCCAACCCCUGUGUGUCGCCUUGUCCCACCUGUUUCCGUCUCAGUGGAACCACAAGGGAACAGAAUGCUCGGCAGCUCCAAAUUCCUGGAGCGACCAGGGCCCUGCAAGCAGUUGGGGGAGGGGCUGAGGCCUUACAGGACCCCCUCCCAGCCACCUCUG